Corythoichthys intestinalis (scribbled pipefish) is the source of this 2377-nucleotide messenger RNA. Its product is annotated as gastrula zinc finger protein XlCGF57.1-like. The record is from RefSeq and is a predicted model, not a curated record. Gene Ontology annotation, cellular component: nucleoplasm. Lineage: Eukaryota; Metazoa; Chordata; Actinopteri; Syngnathiformes; Syngnathidae. The coding region runs from base 215 to 2161 and encodes 648 amino acids. The transcript is spliced from 3 exons. Gene Ontology annotation, molecular function: RNA polymerase II cis-regulatory region sequence-specific DNA binding; DNA-binding transcription repressor activity, RNA polymerase II-specific. Gene Ontology annotation, biological process: regulation of transcription by RNA polymerase II.
CGCUUCAACGUUUUACACUGAAGUUUCAGUGCCUGAACGUUUCUACUUCCGGUUCACUGUUGAAGCGUACCUAUCCUGGACUUGCAGUUCUUUCGCGUACUCUUCUCCUAAGUAAACGAGCUCUUUUAAAGCAUUUUCAUCGGAUGCGACAACAUACUACUGACUGAAGGCCAACGCAAUCCUGACAAUCAAGUUAAAGAGAGAGACGUGGAAGAUGAGGAGAGGAAAUCCAGGCCACGACGAGGUGCUGAAAAACGAAAAAAUGAGGUGUCCCGUAGACGUCAGUGAUGAAGAUCUUCACUCUGAAAAGAAUGAUCGCCUCCACGUGAAACAGGAGGAGGAGUCGGGGAUGCAGUACAUCGAACAGGAGGCAGAGCCAGAAACCCCUUACAUUAAAGAAGAACAAGAAGAUGAAAUCAUAAUGUUUCCGAUGACUGUCAGUGUGAAGCAUGAAGAAGACGAAGGUCCAAGCGAUGAGAGUGGAGCAAGCAAAGCUUUGAGCGACAGCUCAUUGCAACACCUGACAACAAAAGAGGAGAGACGAACGCAAACGGACGGCCUCUUAGCUCCGCUCUCAGAUAGCGACAAUGUAACGUCCCACUCCUCUGACUAUAACACUGAUGAGGAGGAUCUUGACUUUGACCCAAAGUCUUGGAAAUCAUUAAAAGAGUCAUCAUUGAGAAAAGACAUAAAAGAAUGUGCGGGAGGAACACCGUUUGCCUGCUCACAUUGUGAUAAAAGAUUUUCUUGGAAGCAUCACUUAAACAGACACAUGCAAACACACACUGGGAAGAAACCUUUUAUCUGCACAUGUUGUGGUAAAAGAUUCACCCAGAAGGGAAAUUUAGAGAGACACGAGAGCACACACACAGGGGAGAAACGUUUUGCCUGCUCACUUUGUGGGAAAAGAUUCUCGCAGAAAGUAUAUUUAGUAUUGCAUAAAAGAAGCCACACUGGGGAAAAACCUUUUGUCUGCACAUUUUGUGGUCGAAAAUUCACCCAGAAGGGAAGUUUAAACAAACACACACGCACACACACAGGAGAGAAGCCUUUCGCUUGCUCCUUAUGUGAGAAAAGGUUUUUUCGAAAGCCACAGUUGACAAGACACAUGGGUACACACACUGGAGAGAAGCCUUUUGUCUGCACAUUUUGUGGUAAAAAAUUCACCCAGAAGGAAAGCUUAAACAAACACACCAGCACACACACCGGAGACAAGCCUUUCGCAUGCUCGUUAUGUGAGAAAAGGUUUUUUCGGAAGCCACAGUUGACAAGACACAUGCGUACACACACUGGAGAGAAGCCUUUUGUCUGCACAUGUUGUGGUGAAAAAUUCACCCAGAAGGAAAGUUUAAAAAGACACACAAGCAAACACACUGGAGAGACGCCUUUCGCCUGCACUCUUUGCGAUAAGAAAUUUUCUCAGAAGACUUAUUUAGAAAAGCAUAUGCGUGCACACACUGGAGAAAAGCCUUUUAUCUGUACAUUUUGUGGUAUAAGAUUCGCCGAGAAAGAAAAUUUAAACAGACACGCGAGCACGCACAUUGGAGAGAAACGUUUUCCCUGCUCACUUUGUGGCAAAAAAUUCGCUCAGAAAGGAAAUUUAGUAUUGCAUAAAAGAUGCCACACUGGAGAAAAACCUUUUGUUUGCACAUUGUGUGGUAAAAAAUUCACUCAGAAGGUGAGUUUAGACAAGCACACACGCAUACACACUGGAGAGAAACCUUUUGCCUGCUCCUUGUGUGAGAAAAAGUUUUGUCGGAAGCAUCAGUUGACAAGACACUUGCGUGUACACACUGGGGAGAAGCCUUUUGUCUGCACAUUAUGUGGUAAAACAUUCACCCAGAAGGAAAGUUUAAACAAACAUUUAAGCAGACACACUGGAGAGAAGCCUUUCACCUGCACGCUUUGCGAUAAAAAAUUUUCUCACAAGACUUAUUUAGAAAAGCAUAAGCGUAGACACACUGGGGAAAGGCCUUUUGUCUGCACAUGUUGUGGUAAAAGAUUCACCGAAAAGGGACAUUUAAGCUCACACACAAGAACACACACUGGAGAGAAGCCUUUUGCCUGCUCACUUUGUAGUAAAAGAUUCGCUCAGAAGCGAAAUUUAGUUUUGCACGCAAGAAGCCACACUGGGGAAAUACCUUCGAAUUGCAGUGUGUGAUGAGGUCAGAAAAUAGAGAUGGACCGAUUAUCGGCUGGGGCAAUAUUUGGAAAUUUGACCUAUAUCAGUAUCGGCCUUUUUGUAACUAUGACCAGCUGAUGUGAAAAAAAUCACUCACAGAUUUUGCUUUUGUCUACUCUAUUUGUAGCUUUUGUGAACUCAGUUGUGAAGUUUCUUGAAAGGCGCUUUGAAAUAAAAAUGUAUUAUUGUUUGAAA